AUGGGAAGCUGCAGGGAUACGAAUAUGAUAGCUUGCUUAAGCUUUGUAGUUGUUUUGCUGGGUUUGAUGAAGGGUGAAACAGCAGCAGAAUAUUUAGUUGGUAACAGCUUGGGAUGGACUCUUCCCCCCAACACCACCUUCUAUUCCGAUUGGGCUGCUUCUAAGACGUUCCAGUUAGCCAAUGUAGUUACAUUCAAAGUGACUGGAAAUCAUACUGUGUAUGAAGCAACCAAGGGACAAUAUGAUAACUGCAGUGACCUGAUCGGCGGGAUAAGUGAUGAAAUUCAAGAAAUCGUGACUCUUGAUUCUGCUGGCUCUCGCUACUUCGUCUGUACCGUUGGCGAAAACUGUAAACAAGGUAUGAAGAUGACCAUCACUGUAGAAUCCUCGACUUCAGCUCCCAUGCUGCUGUUGCGUCCUUACUACUAG
Fragaria vesca subsp. vesca is the source of this 429-nucleotide messenger RNA. Its product is annotated as cucumber peeling cupredoxin-like. The record is from RefSeq and is a predicted model, not a curated record. Gene Ontology annotation, cellular component: plasma membrane. Gene Ontology annotation, molecular function: electron transfer activity. The transcript is spliced from 2 exons. The coding region runs from base 1 to 429 and encodes 142 amino acids. NCBI's taxonomy places the organism in Eukaryota, Viridiplantae, Streptophyta, Magnoliopsida, Rosales, Rosaceae.